UGUGUGUGUGUGUUCAUCAGUCCAGCCUCCUGCCUCUCAGCUCACUGCUCGCUAUCAGCGUUUAAAUUCUUCUUUUCUGCAGUUUAAUGAGAUCUGGAUGCGUGUGGAAGGAUUUGAAGACGAUGUUUCGGCGUGUCGGAGCUUUCUGAACGGUCUUUAAACGCACCGUCACUCCUGCAGCUGCUGGACGGAGAAUUAAACACCUGCAGCAGGUGUGUUGCUGCUGAUGCCAACAGGAUGUCCUGCUCCUGCUGCUGCUGUGUGGCGCCCGGCGGGGAGCUGCUGCAGGGUACGAACAGGAAGAAACGGCUGCUGGUGAGAGAGGAGGAAGAGGAGGAGGAGGAAGAGGAGGACAGGAGGAACAUGGACAUCUCUGCUCUGACAGCUCAGUACAGGAGCAGCAGAGAGCGACAGAAGCAGCACACUCAGGUUCUGCUGUUCAAGCAAGUCUCGGAAGACUUGUCGGAGGCCGUCAACAUCAUCUCCGUGACUCAGGGUUUGUCGUCAUGGGAACCAAAAAGCAGCCCGUCACCACUGGGUUCGACCCCUGACCCCUGGCACGUCCACCUGAGCCUCCACCGCCGCUCCUGCCCCACCAUCAGCAUCUCACUUCCUACUUCCUCCUCAGAGACAACAAACAGCCGGCGUGGGUCUUCUUCCUCUGAGGAGUCCAGAUGCAGGAAACUCUCUCUGGGUUUAACAUCAGAUUCACACCGCAGCUCGGUCAGCAGCACCUGCACAGAGGACGACGAUGAUGAUGAUGAUGAUGAUGAUGUCUUUGAGGCUGAUGGGACUGGGAUGGAUCCAGUCCAGGCUCCUGGUUCUCCUGAAGCCUCUGAGCAGAAUCCCAGAGGAGAAGAUCCUCCAGACGGCCUCGUCUGCGGCUCCUUCAGUGACUCUCCCGAAUACUCGGCCGUCAGCCCUGAUGGCAGCAGCAGCAGCAGCUCGAACCUGACGGAGAACCACUCUGCAACCUUACAGACCAGCAGCAGCGGCGCGGCCUGGAGCAGCUCCAGGAAGUCCUCGGGUCUGGGGCCGAGGUUCACCAGGCAGCUGAGCCUCGGGGGGGUCGGCUCCUCCGCGAACCAGAACUACUACCCCUUCCCUAACAGGAAGGCCCCGAGGAUCUCUGAGGCAGCCAAGAAGCUCGGCAUGUACUCGUCAUUCUGA
Scomber scombrus (Atlantic mackerel) is the source of this 1170-nucleotide messenger RNA. RefSeq lists its product as uncharacterized. Bases 238 to 1170 code for a protein of 310 amino acids. The transcript is spliced from 4 exons. The record is from RefSeq and is a predicted model, not a curated record. NCBI's taxonomy places the organism in Eukaryota, Metazoa, Chordata, Actinopteri, Scombriformes, Scombridae.